Messenger RNA from Baudoinia panamericana UAMH 10762, 1170 nucleotides. RefSeq lists its product as uncharacterized. Bases 130 to 978 code for a protein of 282 amino acids. The transcript has a single exon. Gene Ontology annotation, molecular function: protein binding. The record is from RefSeq and is a predicted model, not a curated record. NCBI's taxonomy places the organism in Eukaryota, Fungi, Ascomycota, Dothideomycetes, Mycosphaerellales, Teratosphaeriaceae.
GCUGAAUGUAGGACAGGUAGGUUAGUCAAUCCUCCACUUAUAGUUGGCGGCAUGCUAUACAGAACUUCACUCCUGAGGUUGUUGGUGCCACCGUUCACAUUCACUACUCGCUUGCAGAGCUACGCAACAAUGGCAACAUCACUUCCUACAUUUGCGUUGGACUCCAGCUUGUUCAACCAGACGUUGUACGCUGAGUUACAUGAUCUGUGGUUCUCAGGCAUCCCCGAUGGAGCGGAGUCGGCUAGCUUCCCAGUCGUGCAGAGAUGGUUCGGUGCAGGCUGGUCGGACGAGCAGAAAGCAGCCUUCAAUGCCAAAUGCAAGGAAGUCGCUGGACCAGCUUUGGAAAGUAUCGGACCCUCAAAGAUCACCCUGCCGCCGUUCGUCAGCUACGAGAAUGAGAUCGAGCAUGCCGGUACGCUUGCCGCGCCUUUUCUGGACGAAGUCGACCAAGCACAGCAACAUAGCGACAAGCAGGGCGCCGACACUUUGCUCUCAAUGAUACUACUGCUGGACCAGAUGCCACGCAACAUCUUCCGCAAGCGAGAGGAGCUUCCACUGGUGUACAACCACUAUGACCGUCUAGGCUUCGCCCUGGCUCGAAGCUCCCUCGCCACCCGUCGUGAUCUGGUCGAGCACCCUUCCCUUAUGAAGCGUUAUUUCUGGUGCUGGAGACUCAUUCCUCUGAUGCACGCCGAGCAUCUCCCUUCGCAUAAGUUCGCCCUGGAAACGGACGACCGCUGGAAGCAGAUGGCUCCUGAGCCCACAGAAGGGCCUGCUGUUCAGUUUGCCAAGGGCAAUCUGGAGGCUUGGGAUGAUCACGAGGAACCUUUGAGGUUGUUCGGCAGGUAUCCGCAUCGCAAUGAGUGCUUAGGUAGGCAGAACACGCCUGAAGAAACGGAGUAUCUUAAGACGGCGAAGACGUUUGGGGUGGAGCAGAGUAACAAGAAAGGCGAUACGGUGCCAAAGGAGGAACUAUAGAGUGAAAUAGCAAAAAUUAACUCCUCGCAAUGCAUCAAUCGCAGAUGCGCUGACAUGUUGCGAUGGUCUAACCAGCAGUUCACGAAGCCAGCACACACCGGUCGUUACCUCGCCGCCAUUGUUUCUAACACCGCCAUCCGCUUCUCAGGCGGCGUGUAGCGCAACUCCCGGCCAGUUGUAUUCCUGAACGCC